Molecule: messenger RNA, 2306 nt
Organism: Sinocyclocheilus grahami
Lineage: Eukaryota; Metazoa; Chordata; Actinopteri; Cypriniformes; Cyprinidae
Product: GTPase NRas-like
Exons: 5
Coding region: 280-846 (188 amino acids)
Biological process (GO): signal transduction
Cellular component (GO): membrane
Molecular function (GO): GTPase activity; GTP binding
Source: RefSeq, a predicted model, not a curated record
GUGAAUCGUGAAGUUCUGAGGGAAGCUGCUUGGUUAACUCUUAUUCAAAACUUUGGAUAGACUUAUUUAACUGCAGUUUUUACAAGCCGAAUCUGUAGUGUCCUGACGAAGCCUGUUCGUACGGGUAACGUGGCUUCCAGUCGAGUUUGAAGUGGCCUUUAAAGUGCUCCUCAUGGCAUUAUUUUGGGCGAGAGAGCAGUAAUUAGCAGCGCCCUGUUGAUCAGAUCAGCCAGAGGUCGCAGAACUGCAGUGUAAGCGGUGGUCUCUCAGGACUGUAAGAUGACGGAGUAUAAGUUGGUUGUUGUGGGAGCAGGUGGUGUUGGGAAGAGUGCUUUAACCAUCCAGCUCAUUCAAAAUCACUUUGUGGAUGAAUAUGACCCUACUAUUGAGGACUCUUACAGGAAGCAGGUGGUGAUUGACGGUGAGACGUGUCUGCUGGACAUCCUGGACACUGCAGGGCAGGAAGAGUACAGCGCAAUGAGGGACCAGUACAUGAGGACAGGAGAGGGUUUCCUCUGUGUCUUUGCCAUAAACAACCUCAAAUCCUUCGCCGAUGUGCAUUUGUACAGAGAACAGAUCAAGCGCGUGAAGGACUCGGAUGAUGUUCCCAUGGUCCUAGUGGGGAACAAGUGUGAUUUGGCCAGAACGGUGGACACCAAGCAAGCUCAGGAACUUGCCAGAAGCUACGGCAUUGAGUUUGUAGAAACUUCUGCCAAGACCAGACAGGGAGUUGAGGAUGCUUUUUACACCCUCGUCCGUGAGAUCCGACAUUAUCGCAUGAAAAAGCUGGACAGCAGAGAAGACAGGAAGCAGGGCUGUCUGGGUGUGUCCUGUGAAGUCAUGUGACUGCACUGCCUCCCCCUUUGUUUUUGUUUUUUGUUUUAUGACCAGGCUGGAAGCCUCAUGACCGCGUGCACAGAGUUCGCCCUCUGCUGGCUGAAAGGGAUUCAUGCACAACUGGUCAUCUUUCCUGUUGGCCUGCUGUUAUAGAAAAAUGAGGCCAUUGGACAUUUACGUGUUUCAACAGAGGCUCGUUUGUCUCAUUUAGUACUUGGGUUUUCCCUGUUCAUUGGGAAGAAAAAUGUAAACGGGCAUUGAGUUCUUCUUUCUUGACUUCUGAGCUGUUAUGAACACAACAGCACACUGGCGUUGAUGAAAAUAAAUUCUAUAUUGCAAAAGGGUGCAUCUCAUAAAAACAUGGCCACGUUUCACCACAAAAUGUAAAGAAUAAUUAAGAAAUUAUAUUUUGAAGCUUUUUCCACAUUUGAACAUUUUCAUGGACAUCCCUCCCUGAAAUUCUCAUCUUAAUGCAUCCAAAUGUUUUAUUUGUAAUUCCCAUUAUUCUCAUUGGUGAUACCCAUUGUUGUGAUGCAGUACAUUUUACUGUAAUAUGAUGCUUUCUUUUAAUAGGCCUAAAGGCAGUCUAACACCUACUACUAUGAUGCAUACAUACUUCAGUUUUUUCUCUAAUGUGCAUAGUUGUCAACAAAUGCAAAAACUCGCAAUAGUCCUAUAAGUAGUAUAAAUAUUGUUUACCCAAAAUAUAAUUUUGUAUUUGUUCUUUUGAUUUUUAGGGUGAAACCUGGACCUGUUCUUAGCAGUUUUUUUUUAGAUUCACCCAAGUACGUUUAUUCACGUAAUUACGCUUUAAGUUCAUAGGCAAGAGAAGGAAUUGGGUUUUUAAAUGGUAUUUAAAUUGGGAUUAAUGUAAUAUAAGACUAUCCCCAUUUAUCUUAAAAUAAAAGCUGUUAUCUUCAGUUCUUUUAAACGUUUCAAAAAUCUCAGACCUGAGAAGAGAGAACAUGAAAUGCCCUUUAAUCUUAAUCCGCAGGUUCAAUGCUCAGGAAUACUGUGAAUGCAGACGUUCUUCAGAAAUGAGUGGGAUUAUUUCUGUUUAUUUCUUUCCCUUUUGCCUUUCUUUUCCCCUUUUUUAUUUUUUGUUGUAGCCAAAGAGUUUGUUUAGCAUUUACGUUUACCAUUUUGUUUCAUAUACUGUAGUUCCAUUCACUCUAGAGUCUAGAGUUACUUUUAUCCUCUUUGCUCUCAGAUGUUAAUUGUAUAUUUUGACAUAUAUUACAUAAUGAUUAGAAUGAUUUGGUUUAGAUACAGAAAAGUCAAUCAGAUUUCAAGCAUGGGAUGUGAUGGAUCUUACUUUAAGGGCCUUUUGAAACAUGGUGCUGCUGGUGUACAUGCCAAAUCUGUAUGCCACCUUCUGCGUCCUGUAUAGCAUGCCAUCUUUUAGCCCAUGUUAAAGGGGUCAUAUGACGUUGCUAAAAAGAACAUUAUUUUGUGUAUUUGGUGUAAUG